AUGGCUGGGCUAACAGAAAGUGAUUGUAUAGAAGAGGAGAGAAAAGCACUACUCGAAAUCAAAGCUUCCCAUAUGAAGUCAUAUGAUUCCGAAAUUGACCAUUUUCUCCCUACUUGGGUUGAUUAUGACAGUAGUACCCCUGGGGAUACGGGCUGCAACUGUUGUGAUUGGGAGAGAGUCAACUGCAACACAACCACCGGACAUGUCACAGAUCUUUCUUUGUACAAUUUGAGAGGGGUGGAGGCUGAGAGCAAGUUUUGGCCAUUGAAUGUUUCCUUGUUUCUUCAUUUUAAGGAGUUGAGAAGUCUCAAUUUGUCAUAUGAUUAUCUUGAUCAUAAAGCGAUUAUGAAGACAGGGCUUGAAAGGUUGUCGAGCUUGAACAAGUUGGAGAUACUAGACCUCAGUUUCAAUACUGAUAUUGAUAACGACAUCCUUCCAUCAUUGAGAAAAUUCACUUCACUCAAAGUAUUGGAUCUUAGUUACACUGGAUUGAAUGGGAACUUCCCUAUCAAAUUUGCUGCUUUAGAGAACUUGGAGAUGUUGGAUCUAAGCUACUGUGGCUUCAAUGGUAUCUUUGAGAUUCAAGGUUCUGAGAGGGUUUCCAUAUUCAGGAAGUUGAAAACUUUAAAUCUUGGGUCCAACAAGUUCAAUGAAAGCAUUGUAACAUUUUUAAAUACCCUUUCAUCGAUUACAAGCUUGGAUAUUAGCAACAAUCCAAUGUCAGGACCAUUUCCUGCUCAAGAAUUAUCACAUCUGAAAAACCUGGAGGAGCUGAAUUUAAGGUAUACCGGACUUGAUGGCACACCCAAUUUCCAAGGUUGUAAGAGCUUAUCAAGAUUGAAAUGGCUGGAGAGUAUAAAUCUUUCAGAAAACAAUUUCAACAAGAGCAUCAUAUCAUGCCUAAGUGUCCUCCCAUCCCUCAAGAUUCUUGAUCUUGCAUCUUCUAAGUCAUUGGGAGGUUCCUUUCCCAUCCAAGAAUUCCUUCAUUUGUCUGAUUUGGAAGUCCUCAUCUUGAGAGGUAACAAUUUCAAUGGAACGAUACCAAUCGAAGCUUUUGCAUCUUUCCACCAUCUGGAUGUCUUAGAUUUGAGUCACAACAGUUUUAUUGGAAGCAUCCCAUCAACAAUACAAACAUUAGCUUCCCUAAGAGCUGUCUCAUUCAGUUACAAUAAUCUUAAUGGCUCAUUACCUUAUCAUGGGUUUUGUGAGUUGAAGAACCUCCGUGAGUUGGAUCUUAGUAACAACAUGCUCCAUGGAACUCUGCCUCAGUGUUUGAAAAAUCUAACAUCUCUUAACUUGUUGGAUAUUUCUUCAAAUCGAUUCACUGGAAAAAUUGUGCCAUCACUCAUUGCUAAUCUUACAUCGCUUGAAUACAUUGAUUUUAGUCAUAACAUAUUUGAAGGUUCAUUCUCCUUCAGCUCGUUCUCCAAUCAUUCAAAGCUUGAGGUAAUUCGAUUUUCAAGCGACAAUGACAGAUUUGAGGUGGAAACGGAAGAGCCUAUAGGUUGGAUUCCAACGUUCCAGUUGGAAAUUAUUAAGCUAUCUAAUUGUAAUAUGAAAAUACGUAAAGGACGUGCUAUCCCUGGGUUUCUAAUUCACCAACACAAAUUACACACAGUAGACUUGUCUCACAACUCCUUGGAGGGACACAUCCCAAAUUGGUUGAUCAAAAAUAAUAUGAAUCUAGAAGUUCUUAAGCUAAGGAACAACUUGUUUGAGGGUAUAUCGCUGUAUAGGAAUGCUAAGAUGAAUUGGUUGGAUAUAUCUGGAAAUCGCAUGAUAGGUACUAUUCUCGACAAUAUACAAAAGUUCUUUCCCAACAUUAAGUAUUUGAAUUUGUCCAUGAAUGCUUUAAGUGGUGUUAUCCCAUCCUCAAUUGGCGAAUCGAGUGAAUUAGAGAUGCUGGAUUUAUCUGGUAAUGGGUUAUCAGGAGAAGUACCAAAGGGAUUGUUUACAGGUACUAUGGAUACAUUAAUACUAUCAAAGAACAAAUUGCAUGGCCAGAUACUCUCAGGAAACUUAAGCUGGGGUUACCUCCAAUGGGUUUACUUAGACAACAAUCAUUUCACAGGGAAAAUUGGAAAUUACAACAAAGAAAGACCUGUAUAUCUGAUUGUUCUGGAUAUUAGCAAUAACUUUUUUACAGGUGUCAUCCUUGAAUGGAUAAGCAACAUGGAUGAGUUGUCUGAACUUGUGGGUUCAGAUUCUCUGACCCCCGACAGUGAAGUAUUGGAACCACAAAACGAAGUUCAGUAUACAACAAAAAUGCUCUUUCUUAGCUACAAGGGUGGGAUCCUUGAUUACAUGGCGGGAUUUGAUUUUUCAUGUAACAAAUUAACAGGUGAAAUUCCAGAAGAACUGGGGUUGUUAACCCAACUUCGUGCUUUAAACCUGUCUCACAAUCACCUCACUGGACCCAUUCCAGUGAACUUAUCAAAUCUUGCAAAGAUAGAGAGCUUGGACCUUUCUUCAAAUGGUUUGACCGGAGAAGUUCCAUCAGAACUUAUUAAGCUGACUUCUCUAUCUAUUUUCAAUGUUUCUCACAACAAUCUCUCAGGUAGACUCCCAGAAAUGAAAGCACAGUUUGGCACCUUUACCGAGGCAAGCUAUGAUGGGAAUUCACUUCUUUGUGGGCUGCCAUUGGAGAAGAAAUGUACGACUGAUUCACAGGUGGUGACUAAUCCAUCGGAUGAAGAAGACAAUGAGAAAUGGUAUGGUAUCGAUAUGACAUGCUUUUAUGCAAGUUCUUGUUCCACAUGUUUCGUGUUAUUAUUGGGAUUUGUUGCAAUUCUUUACAACAAUCCUGAGUGGCGUAGAAGGUGGCUAGACUGGGUUGAAGAUUGUAUGUUUAUAUGUUCUUCCUGUGAAAAGUUGCCUCCAAAAUUAGCAAGUGACAAAUAG
Messenger RNA from Lactuca virosa, 2901 nucleotides. The record is from the annotation of a GenBank genome assembly. Lineage: Eukaryota; Viridiplantae; Streptophyta; Magnoliopsida; Asterales; Asteraceae.